AUGCAUUUCCUCCAUCGGCAGUUGUCAGCAGACGGUUUUCCUCCUAGGAUGGUGGACAGUCUCCCCACAGAGUUUGAUGUGGUUGUAAUAGGGACAGGUUUGCCAGAAUCUAUCCUUGCAGCUGCAUGUGCAAGAAGUGGUCAGAGGGUUCUGCAUAUUGAUUCAAGAAGUUAUUAUGGAGGAAACUGGGCUAGUUUCAGCUUUUCUGGAUUACUAUCCUGGCUGAAUGAGUAUCAGCAAAACAGUGGCAUUGGGGAAGAAAGUAUUGCUACAUGGCAAGACUCAAUCCAUGAAACAGAAGAAGCCAUCCCUCUUUGCAAGAAGGAUAAAAGCAUCCAACAUACAGAAGUUUUUUGUUAUACCAGGCAAGAUAUGGAGGACAGUGUUGGUGCUGUGCCAAAAAUUCCUUCCUCAGCGACAUCUAGUACCCUCACAGAACCUCUGAUUUCUACAACCUUCCCCAAAGAAAGGCACUCAUCAGACUUUGCUCACUACAAAACGUCUGCUAAACACACUCAAAAAAAUGAACAGAUUUCACUUGAAGUAACUGAUAUAGAAGAAUCACUGGAGAAAGAAAAGUAUUGUGGAGACAAAACUUCUGCACACACAGUUUCAGAUGGAGAUAAAGAUGAAAACAACCCUAAAGAAGACAAUACUGACCAACAAAAAAGAAAUAAGAUUACUUAAUCUCAAAUAAUUAAAGAAGAGAGGAGAUUUAAUAUUGAUUUGGUGUCAAAGUUGCUGUAUUCUCAAGGAUCCUAUCUUUUAAUCAAAUCAAAUGUUAGUCGUUAUGCAGAAUUUAAAAAUGUCACCAGGAUCCUUGCAUUUCGGGAAGGGAAGGUGGAACAGGUUCCUUGUUCUAGAGCAGAUGUCUUUAAUAGCAAAGAACUCACCAUGGUUGAAAAGAGGAUGCUAAUGAUAUUUCUUACAUUCUGUCUAGACUAUGAGCAGCAUCCUGAUGAAUACCAAGAUUUCAAACAAUGUUCAUUUUCAGAGUACUUGAAAACUAAAAAACUAACCCCCAACCUCCAACAUUUUGUGCUACAUUCAAUUGCAAUGACAUCAGAAACCUCAUGCACUACAUUAGAUGGUCUUAAAGCAACAAAAAAUUUUCUUCAGUGUCUUGGACGGUUUGGCAACACUCCCUUUUUAUGUCCUGUGUAUGGCCAAGAAAUCCCCCAGUGUUUCUGCAGAAUGUGUGCAGUUUUUGGUGGAAUCUAUUGUCUUCAUUACAAAGUACAAUGUCUUGUAGUUGACAAAGAAUCUGGAAGAUGUAAAGCCAUUAUAGAUCACUUUGGUCAAAGAAUAAAUGCUAAGUAUUUUAUCAUGGAGGAUAGUUACCUUUCUGAGGAAACAUGCUCAACUGUGCAGUAUAAGCAGAUCUCAAGGGCAGUGCUCAUCACAGAUCAGUCUCUACUAAAGACAAAUUCAGAUCAGAUUUCCAUUUUGAUAGUGCCUCCAGUAGAAGCACAAUCUUGUUCUGUUCGGGUCACAGAAUUAUGUUCUUCAACUAUGACAUGCAUGAAAGACACGUAUCUGGUACAUCUAACGUGUUCAUCUUCAAAAACGGCACGAGAAGACCUAGAACCGGUGACGCAGAAAUUAUUCACUCCUUAUGCUGAAACAGAAAUGGAAAAGGAAAGGUCCACAAAACCAAGACUCUUGUGGGCUCUUUAUUUUAACAUGAGAGAUUCCUCAGGAAUCAGCAGAAGCUCCUAUAAUGGCUUACCUUCCAAUGUUUUUGUCUGCUCUGGGCCUGACUGUGGCCUGGGAAAUGAGCAUGCAGUCAAGCAAGCCGAAACACUUUUUCAGGAGAUCUUUCCAGGUGAAGAAUUCUGCCCUCCACCUCCAAAUCCAGAAGACAUUAUCUAUGAUGGUGAUGACAGGCUACUGGAGGCUUCUGGAACCAGUGAUACAACAAUGGCCAAACAAGAAUCCUCUGAGGACAGCAAAAACUUAGAAAGUCCAGGGAAGCAGCUUCAAAAUUAGAAGAAAAAAGAAGUGGAGAUCCUCUUCAUCUUGGCAUCAGAAUGUUCUCAUCUAAAGGCCAUGUUUCCAUAUGAAUAAUUGGAAGUGGUUAUAUGGUGAAUGCUCUGCAGAUCUUGUCUUUGACUCUGCUUAGGGUAUUCAGGUUCAGGUGGUUUUUAUUAACCUGUCACUAAUUGACUUGUCAGUUGUUGGAGUCUUUGUUUCAGAAUCUGCUCUGUGAUCAGAAUCUUUAAACAGGGAUACCUUUGUUUUAAUAUUGUAUGUAUUGAGUUCCACGUUAGCAACUUUACUUAAAGAUAAUAUUGUAUAUACUAUCGGUCUUCAGACUGUCAUUUUCUACAGGACAAUAAAUAGGAUCUUAGGAAUAUUUUAGUUACUUUGGCAGCUGUUGUGUUGCUAUCACAUCUGUUUGAACAGUGAAAUACACAAAUAGAAAAUUAUGUGGGUCUUUGUAUAUAAUAUAAAAACGCAGAGUUUGUAGUAGGAAUAUCAAUACAAGUGCCAAUAUGAUAAAAGACAUUUGUUUAUAUUUGUUAAAAGAUUAGCUGUGCGUGAUUCUUUAUUCUUUGUGAAGAAUUUUACAUUUUGCCAUUUAUUUCACCUACUUGACCCUUAUAACUGAUGGGGCAGUGAAGCCA
Lepus europaeus (European hare) is the source of this 2627-nucleotide messenger RNA. Its product is annotated as rab proteins geranylgeranyltransferase component A 2-like. Gene Ontology annotation, cellular component: cytoplasm; Rab-protein geranylgeranyltransferase complex; cytosol. Gene Ontology annotation, molecular function: GDP-dissociation inhibitor activity. The record is from RefSeq and is a predicted model, not a curated record. Lineage: Eukaryota; Metazoa; Chordata; Mammalia; Lagomorpha; Leporidae. Gene Ontology annotation, biological process: vesicle-mediated transport; small GTPase-mediated signal transduction; intracellular protein transport.